Molecule: messenger RNA, 2467 nt
Organism: Radiomyces spectabilis
Lineage: Eukaryota; Fungi; Mucoromycota; Mucoromycetes; Mucorales; Radiomycetaceae
Product: armadillo-type protein
Exons: 6
Molecular function (GO): RNA binding
Source: RefSeq, a predicted model, not a curated record
GGAAUGUCAUUCCGGCAGAAAUUCCCCAGUUGUUGGUGCCUUGCAGAUUCCCACACGAUCGCUCUGGCUCGGCAAUAUCGAUCCUACCUUGACGGUGAACGACUUGGUAUGUCUUUUUUCUCAGUACGGUGAGAUUGACAAUGUGCGGAUAUUGCCGGACCGAGAGUGUGCGUUUGUCAAUUACACCACGACCGAUGAUGCUUUACGCGCCAAGGAGGUAUUGAACAUGAUGGGCAAUCGUCUGGGUAAUAUGACUCUCAAAGUGGGGUUCGGAAGACCCGAAGCGGUUCCGCAAUCGGUUUGCGGAGAAAUGGGAAUCAACGCACAAGGACCCACUCGAGCAUUAUGGAUUGGAAACAUACCUGGGCCCACGACGUCUUCGGCGCUCCUGUCAAUCUUUUCGGUCUAUGGUGCCAUCGAAUCAGUUCGUGUGCUGACGCAUAAAAACUGCGCCUUUGUGAACUUUGAACAGCAAGAAGAUGCCGUACGUGCAAAGAAAGCUUUGCAUAAUAAAGAGAUCACGGGCCCUGGCACCGGCGCGGUCCGCAUUGGGUUCGCCAAAGUCCCGACAAAAACAACAAACUUGUCACCCUCCGGUGGAACAGCCGUCGACGGAUUCGAUGCGACCAUGCAAUCCGAAAAGUCCAAAUCGCCUUUGAAUUGGCCCUCGUCUUCGCCAAACAAUACCAAUAUGGAUGGGUAUCAAGCCCAACAAAUGAUGAUUUACAUGAUGACAGAAAUGAUGGGCGGCGAUUCCGCCAAUAUUUUUGCGGCCGUAGCGGCCGAAAGACAACUCAUUAUGAAGGAAUUUGGAGAGGAAGAUAAUGACGGUCCUGUAUUUGAUGAACUCCAUAUGCCUGCCGCAUACUAUUCCACGGUUCCUGCUGCUCCUGAACUAGGCCAGACGCGUAAAAUUGAUAUUGCUCGCUUGCGUGAAAUCCGUCGAAAGUUGGACAUUGGAAGCUUUGUGCCUACACGGGAACUCGAAAAUAUCGCCAACGAAUGUAUCGACGAGCUUGUAGAACUUUGCAGCGAUUACAUUGGUAACACAAUCGUGCAGCGCCUAUUUGAACGUUGUUUGGAAGGGACCAAGUCACGCAUGCUGGAAGUGGUGGCGCCUUAUUUGGCCUCCAUCGGCGUACACAAAAACGGAACAUGGGCCGCUCAAAAAAUCAUUGACACGGCUCGCUUGCCAAGUCAGAUGAAUCUGGUUUGCGCCCACAUCAAAUACUACGUGCCGGCUCUCCUGUUGGACCAAUUUGGCAAUUACGUUGUUCAAGGUUGUCUCAGUUUGGGCCCCGAGCAGAAUCAAUUCAUAUUUGAUGCUAUUGUUGACAGCUGUUGGGAGAUUGCUCAAGGACGAUUCGGAGCUCGGGCCGUACGAGCCACUCUGGAAAGUCCCCAUGUGACCAAACGUCAACAGAAAUAUGUUGCUGCGACACUGGUUCAACACGCAUUGCUACUUGCUACAAACGCGAAUGGAGCGCUCUUACUGAUCUGGUUACUGGAUACGUCGGGUAUUCCUGGAAGAUAUCGCAUUCUCGCCCCGCGUCUCACUCCGCACUUGGCUCGUCUGUGUACCCAUAAACUGGCUUCACUCACGGUGUUGAAACUGGUCAACCAGCGACAAGAGCCUGAUGCACGUACACUGAUACUGGACACCUUAUUCUUCGCCCCGACCGAUCAAGUGAUUGACGAAAUCCUGAUGGAUCAGGUUCACGGGGUGGGCGUGGUGCAGAAAAUCUUAUCCAGUUCCUACGUCGAACUGCGAGAACGACAACGGAUUGCCGAACGCGUCAAACAGUUGCUUGGAAAAUUAAAGUUGCAGCAUGUGCAAGGUUACAAGCGGCUCAUGGAAGAAAUCAACAUGGUGAUGGGCGAUUCCAAUCCUGUGGCCAGUCUGGCAACGCUUCCCGGCUUUGUGCCACCUUCCUUUAUCAAUCCUGAAUUGGCAGCCGCUUUGCACGCAAAAUACAUGGCCGCCGCAGCCACAGCAACCGGAUACUCAGCGUCGCAAAUCCAGCCAACAGGUGACAAUGAUACCAACGAGUCGUCGUCGUCGUCGUCAGAAAAUAACAUGACCGACGGUACCGGUACUUCCAGCUUGCAAUCGCAGGCUUUGGCGGCUGCCGCCAUCAUGGCGAAUUUUUAUGCAGCGGCCAGUGCGUCCUCAUCGAGCAUGCCUACUCCAGGGGCAUUUUCAGAUGCUCUCGGAUUUCUCAAAUUGGCACAUCAACAGCAGCAACAGCAGCAGCCGCCACCCCUUGCAUCCACUGAUGAGAGCCACAGUCGACGUACGUCGAUGCAAGACAAGGAGGAGGAGGAGGUGGAUACCCAGGCAUCUUUAUGAUGAAACAUACCAAGCCAACUAUUUUUCUCUUUCACGGUCGGCUGAAUGAUGAUACCCCUUUAUAGAAAAUAUCAGAUUUUAUCAAAAAAGACUUUCACCCCCAUUUUGCAUUCCAUC